This is a messenger RNA of Cicer arietinum (chickpea), 1303 nucleotides long. Its product is annotated as GDSL esterase/lipase EXL3-like. NCBI's taxonomy places the organism in Eukaryota, Viridiplantae, Streptophyta, Magnoliopsida, Fabales, Fabaceae. Gene Ontology annotation, molecular function: hydrolase activity, acting on ester bonds. The record is from RefSeq and is a predicted model, not a curated record.
UCCCAAGACCUCGUGCCUGAUCAUGGAAUUUGUAUAUAUGUAUAUAAAACCAUAGUAUAACCCAAAAAUAGAAUGGCUCUGUUUAUGAAGGUCACAAAUAAUUCUCCAAUGAUCCCAUUCCUUCGUUUAAUUGUAUUAUUUGUUUUAUGCUACAAAACAAAGGGUUUGAUAAAGCUACCACCAAAUGUUACAAUUCCAGCAUUGAUAGCAUUUGGAGAUUCGAUAGUUGAUUCAGGCAACAACAACCACAUAAAAACUUUGAUCAAAUGCAAUUUCCCUCCGUAUGGAAAAGAUUUUCUAGAAAAUGUCCCAACCGGUCGAUUUUGCAAUGGAAAAAUUCCCUCGGACAUAAUAGCUGAAGAAUUGGGUAUCAAGGAAUACGUACCUGCAUAUUUGGACCCAUAUCUGAAACCCAAUGAUCUUCUAACAGGCGUAAGCUUUGCCUCUGGAGCUUCUGGAUAUGAUCCUUUGACAUCUGAAUUAAUGUCAGUUAUACCGUUAUCUACUCAACUAGAUCUGUUCAAAGAAUACAUAAAUAAGCUGAAAGGCAUUGUGGGAGAGGACAACACAAAUUUCAUCAUAGAGAAAAGUCUUUAUGUUGUGGUGGGAGGUAGUGACGACAUUGCCAACACCUAUUUUGAUGCUCAAGCCAGAUUACAAUAUGACAUUUAUGCCUACACGGAUCUUAUGUCCAACUCAGCCUCUAAUUUUCUUCAGGAAAUAUAUAAACUUGGAGGUCGUAGAAUGUUUGUAUUUGGUGCACCACCAAUUGGAUGUCUACCAUCACAGAGAACUGUUCAAGGAGGGAUACUAAGAACAUGCGCAGAAAAGUUAAAUUAUGUGGCAAAGUUAUUCAAUUUAAAACUCUCAAACAACAUAGAUUCCCUAAAUAGCAACUUACCCAAAAGCAGAGUAACUUACGUUGAUGUUUACACCCCUCUACUUGAUAUCAUUCUUAAUCCCCAAAAAUAUGGGUACAAAAUUGUGGACAAAGGUUGUUGUGGCACAGGACUAAUAGAGGCUGCAGUGUUAUGCAAUCCUUUUGUUAAUACUUGUUAUAAUGUUUCAGAAUAUGUCUUUUGGGAUAGUUAUCACCCUACAGAAGGAGUAUAUAGAAAGCUCGUUGAAAUCCUCACUAAAACAUAUUUGGGGGGAUUGUUAUGAGAUCCAUUAAUUAAGUUUAGUUGGCCUGUGAACUUAAUUAGAUUAUUAUAUUUAUAUUAAUUGUCUAUCCAAAUUUGUAUUUUUGACAAGUUGAUCUAGUUGUUUGCUUGAUUGUUUAAAGUAUUCCAAUAAUUUGACA